Molecule: messenger RNA, 618 nt
Organism: Amphimedon queenslandica
Lineage: Eukaryota; Metazoa; Porifera; Demospongiae; Haplosclerida; Niphatidae
Exons: 3
Coding region: 120-545 (141 amino acids)
Source: RefSeq, a predicted model, not a curated record
AUAAUGACUCAUAAUAAACAAAAAAUUAAUUAGUAAUUUACCUUAGCUAGGCAUUUGCUUUGCAUCUUCUCCUCUCUGAGGUUCUCUUGUACUCAUAAAGACGUUUAAGACUAAGAAGAAUGUCAGGCGUUCAUCCACAACAAGCCAAGAAUGUCCCGAUGAUGGUACAACCAGUUCCUGUUCAAAUGGUUCCCUCGAUGGCUCCAUACCAGCCUGGUAUGAUGCAGUACGCUAUGGCUCCUCCUGUUGUUCACUUACAGUCUGAAUUUGUUCCUAACGAUUACUUCAUUCCUACACUAGUUAUUGCUAUUGUCUGUCCUAUUAUGAGCUUCUCUACAAUCUUCUUCACUGUUGCUGCCAUAAUCUGUUCAAUACUGUCUUGGAUGCAUAGAGCAAAAGGUGUACAGUAUUAUUUACAGGCUAAGAGGUUUGGUCAAGCUGCUCUAUUAUUGGACAUCAUUGCUCUGCUCUGGUUAUUUGCUUGGGGUUUCUUUGUAUUGUCAUAUUUAAGUUACAUUGCAUACAUAUCCCCCUUCUUUUCCUAAUCUAAAUUAUGUGUUAUUCUGCUGUAUUAUGUUUAUCAUCCUUAUUUGUCAUAGUUUAUUUAUAAUAAAACAA